AUGAGUGUUUUUAUAGAUAAAGAUUGGCUUUCCAAAUAAUUAGAAAAUGUGCAGUAUAUUGACUACUAAAACUGUAAUUAACCAAGUAAUACUGACAUUUCAGAGUUUGUACUAAAUUAAUCAGUUGGAGAAAGUCCAUUUAUUUAAUAACAUAAAAGAGAUCCUAUAGAUUUUUCAUUGUUAAAAAUUGAAAAAUUAGAAGAUUAUCAAUAAAUUAAUUAUACACCAAAAAAGCAAUAUUCAUCUGCAAAAAGAAAAUAAAAUUAUAAAAAAAGUAAAACUUCUACUACCGGCUUUGCACUUGAUAAGAAUGAUGAAAACUAAAAUGAUAUAGAAACCUUGAAGAAAAUAAAAUCUUCAUAAAUUCAAAAAAAAUCAGAAUUUACAAACUAAUUAAAUUAAUAUAAAUAGAAUUUUUCAAUAUAAAUCCAAGUGAAAUAUUUUGGAACAUAAUAUUAAUAAAUCAUAUCUGUUGAUGAAUCAAUUAGAGCUGCCGAAUUUAUUGUAUUAGCUUUGAAAAAAUUUGCUUCUGAUCCUAAUAGUGACAAAUCUAAAUUUGAAUAUUAAAAUUUUACGUUAGCUUAUAAAUUGAUUGGUACAGACAUAAGUCCCUCAAAGUAUAUAUAUAAUAAUGAUGAGAAUUUUGACAAUGAUAGUAUUAUUUAAGAAGAUGAAUCUUUAGAAUAACCAGAAAUAGAUUUAGAAUCUCAACUAUUCAAUAAAAUGGUAGAAUUAUUACCAUCUACUACGAAUUUUGGAUUAGACUUUGAAACAAUAAAACAAACAUUUGUAUCACAUCCAUAAUCUAUUAUUUUAUUAAUAGAAGACACUUAAUCUUAAAUCUUUUAUCAUAUUAAAGUAGAUAAAAAAGAUAACUUGGGAGAUUGUUUAAUUGAAUUAAAUAAAAAAGUAAGUAAAAAAUAUUUAAAAAGUGAUUACUAUCUAAGUCUAAAGUUCUCCUGUGUUAAUUAAGAUUAUGGAGAACUAAACGAGUUAUUUCCUAUUAAUUAAUUGCCUAUUCAUUGGUUAGUUAUUAUUUUAAGAGUAAAAGAUUAAAUUUCAGAAUCAUUGGAAGAGGUCUCAAUGGCUAAUAUUUGCAGAACAUUUAAUAAUACAAUUAAUGAGAAUAUGAGUGCCUCAAAUUCGUGUCGUUUCUUAUCAUUAAACUUUAUGUAAUUAGCAAAAGUAGAGAAAUUACCUUUAUUAUAUGGAUAUUAAGAAUUCAAUUUUAUAAUAAUUCAGAAAGGAUAAUAAAAUGAUGUGGUUUUGGGGAUUGAUUAUUUUGAUCUCUAUUUAACAUAUAAUUAAAAAUAAUCUAAAAAAUUAGGAAUUAUCAAAUCGGUAUCCAAUAUAAUAAAGUCAUUUUUUAUUUAAAAAGUAGCAUAAAAACCAUAUAAAAGAAUUCCAAUAAAUGCAAUUACAGAUUUAAAGCAGCAUGAAGAAAAAUAUUUUGAAGUAUUCUAUGAAUUAUAAGAUGGAUACUAAAAAUAAAUGAAAUUCCUAUCCAAAAACGAUGACAAAACUGUUUUUCGAGAAGCUUUCACUAAAUUAGAGUAUUUAGUAUCAAUAAAACAAAUUCAAUGA
Molecule: messenger RNA, 1584 nt
Organism: Paramecium sonneborni
Lineage: Eukaryota; Ciliophora; Oligohymenophorea; Peniculida; Parameciidae
Source: the annotation of a GenBank genome assembly